AUGGCAAUCACGGACUCCAUCCUCGAGGAGGAGGAGGAUCGCUCAAUGGAGCUGUCCUCCAUCUCCGCCAUCUUUCCAGAAAUCAAAAUCGACGAACGAUAUCCUUUCCGAGCCACUUUAGAUAUACCCAUCACGCCGUCCGAUCCGCUGCUAGUGAAGUUCGAGCAAGGGCCCGAGAACUUCCAAGCUCCCAUGACCCCGCCGACCUCGUUGGAUACAAAUGAUGCUGGAGUGGAUGGAGAAGCACUCGGCGAGCAUGCGCAGAGAGCUGCUCAGAACAUACAUGACGUACAUCAACUAUCACAUUUACCGCCCUUGACAUUGGACAUAGAACUCCCACUUGGCUAUCCCUCCGAAAAACCCGCGAUUUUCAAUAUCGCCACCAGCCCGCAGUGGCUUCCGCCGGCACAGAUAGCCAAACUCAAAGAUGACGGGAAACGCCUAUGGGAAGAAUGCGGGAAGGACAUGAUCGUUUAUACAUAUAUCGACCAUAUACAACAAAUGACAGAGAGCGCCUUUGGAAUCGCCAAAAAUCGAGACGAGCCUGUCAAGCUUCAUCGCGGGUUGAAAAUUGCGCUCCUGGACUUCGACAUAAAAACAAAGAGAGAAAAAUUUGAACGUGAAACUUUUGAAUGCGGCGUUUGUCUGGAGCCGAAGAAAGGCGCUAAUUGCCAUCGCAUGCUACUCUGUUCACAUGUUUUUUGCAUCCCUUGCCUACAGGGAUUCUACAACAGCUGCAUAACUGAAGGAGACGUGGACAGUGUUAGAUGCAUGGCUCCGGAUUGUGGCAAAGGGUUAAAUCCUGCUCCUGCCCAGGGGAUACGAGAUGCUGCGAUAGUUCCCAAGAUGAAAAAGAAAAGAAAACACGACAGGUCUAUUAACCCAAGCGAGCUUCUUCAGAUUCCUUUGGAGCAAGAGAUGGUUUCAAGGUACGUUUUCUUGAAACGCAAGAAGCGAUUAGAAUCAGAUAAGACCACUGUUUAUUGCCCCCGGAAAUGGUGUCAAGGAGCUGCCCGCUCUAAGAAGCAUCCGAAGCCUAAGGAUCCCAUGGUGGAUGACUUGAGUGAUUCAGAAGAUGAUGACAAUAUUAUGGAGUUUGACCCUAUGGGCGAAGAGUCCCAAUUACCUCCUAUGGCUGAUCGAGUUUCAAUCUGUGAAGACUGCGACUACGCAUUUUGCUGCGUUUGUAAGAAGGGGUGGCAUGGAGAACUAGAAAGGUGCUCGCCACGACGUGAGGCCGAGCUUACGGCAGAAGAGAAGGCUACGGAGGAGUACAUGCAACUGUACACGAGACAAUGCCCGACAUGCAAGACACCAUGCCAAAAGCAAAUGGGCUGCAACCACAUGAUUUGCUUCCAGUGCAAUACCCAUUUCUGUUAUCUUUGUUCCGCAUGGCUUUCCGAAGACAACCCAUAUCAGCACUUCAACACGCUAGACAGUAGUUGUUUCAACAGACUCUGGGAGCUUGAAGGUGGUGACGGCGUUGACCCGGUUGGUGCAGCCGCGCUUCAUCAGAUCCCGGCAAACCUAGUGGACUUUGACGAUGCGAGUGAAAACGGGGAGAUCUCCGAUGACCCUGAUAUUGAAGACGAUCCUCCCGCAUGGGAAUUUGGCUCCGAGGACAGUGACAGCGAUAGCGAUCUAGACGAUGGUCGCCCUCGUCGCCGACCUCCACCGCCAGCCCCCGUGCCCCCUCGAGUGAUGCCCGCUGCUGUUCACCCUCAUGGAAACAACCAAGAUAUCGACCUUCGCGGUCUCGACGCCGCGGGUAGAGCUGCAGCAGCCGAGCGUCAAGCCCAAGCCCUUGCCAUGGCUCAAAUCAGGGAUCGGGCAGGAGCCCGCGAAGCAUUCCCUCGUCCUCCACAUCAUCGUGCUGCAGCAGGCUUGCAAGUUCGCCGUAACAAUGCCGGAGGAGCCUUUCAACCAGUGCGGCAAGAGGGCUUACAACGCUUUCUAGAACUCGUUCAAAAUGACCAAGAGGACGAAUGGGACAGUGACGAAUUAGAUGAAUGA
This is a messenger RNA of Talaromyces rugulosus, 2013 nucleotides long. RefSeq lists its product as uncharacterized. Bases 1 to 2013 code for a protein of 670 amino acids. Gene Ontology annotation, molecular function: zinc ion binding; ubiquitin protein ligase activity; ubiquitin conjugating enzyme binding. Gene Ontology annotation, biological process: ubiquitin-dependent protein catabolic process; positive regulation of proteasomal ubiquitin-dependent protein catabolic process; protein polyubiquitination. NCBI's taxonomy places the organism in Eukaryota, Fungi, Ascomycota, Eurotiomycetes, Eurotiales, Trichocomaceae. Gene Ontology annotation, cellular component: ubiquitin ligase complex; cytoplasm. The record is from RefSeq and is a predicted model, not a curated record. The transcript has a single exon.